CGAAACGAUCGGCCCGUGACACACGCGAUCAUCACGCCGCCGCCGGCCGGCUGCCUUCGAUUUCUAAAUCUAAAUUCGAUUUUUAAAAAUCUAUCAUAGACUUAUUUUGUUUUUUUUUUUUAACACGGACUAUAGUGCUGAGUGUACAUGUAUGAAAUUUAAGUUUACGUCUGAAUAUAAUACAGAUAAAGACAUUCCAUUGAAUGAUUUUGUGAAUUGGGACGUGAAAUUCUGGAACUUUUUUCCAUAAACCGCAAAGGGAUAAAGAAGAAUGGAGCACAAGAAAGAUGUCAACCUAGACUCCAUCCUCGAGAGUCUGGGGCCGUAUGGACGCUACAAUCUAUUUAAUUUCGUCUUGUUGCUGUUCCCUGUACUUUUGACCGGUUUCUUCGAGUGCGGAUUCAUCUUUGAAGCUCAGGAACAAAUGUACAGGUGUAAAGUCACCGGCUGUGAAGAGAGAUUCAACGAUACGUCCUGGCAGAAGUACGCCAUACCCUUUGACGUGGAGAAGAACCGCUCAGUCUCGUGCACCAGAUACGCGCCCCUACACAACAGAACCGUUGCACAGUGUCUGCCAGAAGAGUUCACUAAUGUUACCAUUCCUUGUGACGAGUUCGUCUAUGAAGAGGGAAGGUCGUUGGUUAAAGAGUUCGAUCUAGGGUGCCAAGAAUGGAAGCGGCUAUUCGUAGGGACGGUGCACAACUCGGGAAUGUUGGCAGCCAUGGUGGUGACCGGCGCGAUCUCAGACCGCUUCGGCAGAAGAGUCGCUGUGGGCAUCGCCGCCACCGCCAGCUUCAUCUUUGGCAUAUCGAGGGCCUUCUCACCGGAUUAUAGCACGUAUCUGGUGUUGCAUUUCUUGGAAGCUGCCUUUGGGGGCGGUUUAUAUUCCUCUGCGUAUGUGUUUGCGGUGGAACUUGUCGGCAUAAAACAGCGCGUUAUCGUCUCAGCCAUGUGCAACAUGACAUUCGUCGUUGGUGUCGUCCUGAUAGCAGUUCUCGCUUGGUUCGUCGACAACUGGCGGACGUACAUCCUCAUCCUCUACAGCCCAGCCAUUAUAGUAGGAAUAUACGUUUGGUUCAUGAACGAGAGCGCAAGAUGGCUGCUCAGCAAAGGCAGAAAGGACGAAGCUAUCACAACGUUGAAGAGAGCUGCAAAAAUCAACGAUUUAGAUUCAAGAAAUUUAGAAUUAGACUCCUUAAGCGAUCCGUUAUUGAAACCAGAAAACCAAACCGAGGAUAAGAAAUCUCAACUCUCGAAAGCAAUCAACUCAAGUAUUAUAUGGAAAAGACUAUUGAUAUGUUCUUUCUUGUGGUUGACAUGCUCUUUAGUUUAUUAUGGGAUGUCUAUCAACUCUGUGUCGUUAAGUUCUAAUAAGUAUGUGAGUUUUAUGCUGGUCGUGUUAGUGGAGAUACCUGCGUAUAUUGUGGUGGUGAUAGUGUUGGACAAGUACGGCAGGAAAAAGACGAUGAUUGUGACUUAUUCGACUUGUGCGAUAACGAGUUUGCUCUUCGCGUUUUUGCCGAGAACGGAUCUCUGGUCCAUCCCUCUAUAUCUCAUCGGAAAAUGGAGCGUUACAUUAACGUAUAGUUCAGUAUACAUCUACGUGUCAGAGGUGUUCCCGACCAACAUGCGACAGACUCUCAUCAGUGUGUGCUCAACUGCUGGCAGGAUAGGAUCCUUGAUUGCGCCGCUGACGCCUCUACUGUCACAGUACCACAAAUCGAUGCCAACUGUUCUGUUUGGCGGCAUGUGCCUGAUAUCCAGCGUACUGGUACUCAUGCUGCCUGAAACCAGGAACGUGAGGCUACCUGACACUAUAGAAGAAGCCGAAGCGUUGUCUAGAAGGAAGACUAAAGAAGAUGCGAUGUGAAGAAGAUGAUUUGAUAAAACUAGGUGACUUCAAAUGGAUUCCUUUCUACAAAAUUAAUAACUAUCCUCCGAAU
This is a messenger RNA of Maniola jurtina (meadow brown), 1943 nucleotides long. Its product is annotated as organic cation transporter protein-like. Gene Ontology annotation, biological process: transmembrane transport. Bases 272 to 1870 code for a protein of 532 amino acids. The transcript is spliced from 7 exons. The record is from RefSeq and is a predicted model, not a curated record. Gene Ontology annotation, cellular component: membrane. Gene Ontology annotation, molecular function: transmembrane transporter activity. NCBI's taxonomy places the organism in Eukaryota, Metazoa, Arthropoda, Insecta, Lepidoptera, Nymphalidae.